AUGUACAGUCUUGAACUCCAUCAAAUGGAUGUGAAAACAACCUUCUUAAAUGGAGAGUUGGAGAAAGAAAUUUACAUGGAACAAUCCGAAGGGUUUGUAGUUUCAGGGAAAGAGAAGAAGGUACUUGAAAAGUUCAAGUAUUUGGACUUUAAAGUUGCAAAGACGCCAAUUGAUAUGAACCUUGCUCUUGCAAAGAAUAAAGGUGACAGUCAUUCUCAAUUGGAUUAUGCCAGAGUGUUGGGAAGUUUGAUGUAUAUCAUGAACGGUAUCCUGCAGUUAUUGAAGGAUACAGUGAUUCAAAUUGGAUCACCGGUUCAACUGAAACUAAAUCCACAAGUGGAUACGUUUUUACCAUAG
Molecule: messenger RNA, 357 nt
Organism: Lycium barbarum (goji berry)
Lineage: Eukaryota; Viridiplantae; Streptophyta; Magnoliopsida; Solanales; Solanaceae
Exons: 3
Coding region: 1-357 (118 amino acids)
Source: RefSeq, a predicted model, not a curated record